This is a messenger RNA of Linum trigynum, 4101 nucleotides long. Lineage: Eukaryota; Viridiplantae; Streptophyta; Magnoliopsida; Malpighiales; Linaceae. The record is from the annotation of a GenBank genome assembly.
UUUCCCACACAAACUUUGAAAUGGCGACUAAUUAAUAAUAGAAUCGUUGUCCUGCCUCCUUGUGAGACUCCCCUCCACCUUCAAUUUCUGGCUUCCAUUCCCGCGAAACCAUAGGCCCCAUUUUCUCAUCCUCAAACAAACAGAUCUCGCGCAAAAAAAAAAAAAAAAAAAAAACAACAACAACAAAAGAUCUUGGUUGCACAAUUAGCCUAGAACGACAAAAAAAAAACCCCAUAUUGUUAAAAACAAUUGACAGAUAACACAAAGAUAAACAGAAAAUGAAAUUGGAGAAGACACAUAUGAAACCGAGAAGCACCCAUUUAUUUGUUUAAUAGCUUCAUGCUCUUGUUUAAUUACCUUGAUCAAAACAAAUCUUUCGAAUAUAAUUUUUCUCUCUUUCAUUGUCGAUUCUGUGAGCUUUUUUUUGUGUAGUAAAAUCUCUACGAGCUAGGUUGGUUCACUGUGGUGGGAGAAAACAAGAAAACCCAUGAAUGAGUUCAAAUGCCAUGACCAAGAGCCCUACAAGCUCCAAUCAUAGCACCCCUGAUAACUUUGUUAGGGGUGGCGACAGGAAGAAGAAGUCAAUAAUCCCAAAGAUCUUCAGCUCGAAGAAAAUCAGCAGGGCAGGAUCCAGCGACGACAUUAUUGGAUUAGAUGGCGAAGGACCUUCCCCGGAAGAGAACCAAGAUUUGUCCAAGAGAAAAUCGCCGGUGGAUUCGACUGCUUUAACGCACAAAAGCUUCUCAGAAAGAGGGACGAGUCCUGGAAUUGAAGGCCUGAACCUGUCCAACUUCGAGCAGUCCAUAACCUCCACCUCAGAAGUCAAAGAAUUUCGGAUUUAUGUCACAACAUGGAACGUUGGAGGCAGGACACCUGAUGCCAGCCUGAACCUUGAAGAUUUCCUCCAAGUCGAUGAAUCCCCUGACUUAUACGUUUGUGGGUUUCAGGAAAUCGUUCCACUCAGCGCAGGAAACGUGCUGGUGAUUGAAGACAGUGAGCCAGCAGCAAAAUGGCUGACACUCAUAAGCCAAACGAUCAAUAGGACGACGACGAACAACAACGUUGUUCCCCCAGGCUCUCCAGUUGUGGGUCAACUUUCCUCCAAGGCUCAAAACAAGGAAUCGAAGUCCUACAACUUCUUCCAAAAGCCAUCUGUGAAGGUCCUGACCAAAAACCUGAUGGCAGACGCCAACCUACUGAAGAUCUGCAACUGUGCUUCUGAUCUUCCCACAAGAGAGAGGCAGAAGCGUGGGAAAGAGUUCAGUGGGCCGCUGACCAUGACCAACCGCAGCAUGGGGAGUCAGGAUUUCGGAUUGGACGACGAAUGCCCUUCUAAUGAACCUGCAACUGCUCAGGCUUCCAACACCAACAACCAAAUGGUCUAUACCCUAGUAAGUUGCAAGCAGAUGGUCGGGAUUUUCCUGUCGAUUUGGGCUAGGAAGGAGUUGGUGCCACACAUUGGUCAUCUCAGGACGACGUCGUGUGGGACCGGGAUCAUGGGUUGCCUCGGCAACAAGGGAUGCAUUGCUAUAAGCAUGUCGUUGCAUCGGACGAGCUUUUGCUUUGUGUGCAGUCAUUUGGCUUCAGGGGAGAAGGAAGGGGAUGAACUGAAGAGGAAUGCUGAUGUUGCUGAGAUCCUGAGGAGCAUUCAGUUCCCCAAGAUUUGCAAGAACCAAAUCAAUCGAGCCCCGGAAAAAAUUAUUGAGCAUGAUCGAGUGUUUUGGUUCGGAGACCUGAACUACAGGAUAUCGCUGAGCUACGAGGAAACAAAAGUCUUGGUUGAAGAGAAUGAUUGGGACACCCUUCUUGACAAGGACCAACUGAAUAUGGAGAGAGAAGCAGGGAGGGUGUUUGAUGAUUUCUAUGAAGGCAGGAUUAUGUUUGCUCCCACGUACAAAUACGCACAGAACUCAGACUCCUACGCUGGAGAAAUUGUGAAGAACAAGAAGAACCGUAGAACUCCCGCAUGGUGCGAUCGAGUGCUAUGGCGGGGAGAAGGGAUGGAGCAAAUGUCGUACGUAAGAGUGGAGUACAGAUUUUCAGAUCAUAGGCCGGUUUGCACAAUUUUCUCGGUUGAGGUGGAAAUGAGCGCUGUAAGAAGCAGCAACAACAAGUUCAGGAAAGGCUACUCUUGUACAGCUCCAAGGGUUCAAUACGACAAUGACUAACUCCCAAAGACACGGCUUCUAUGGCUACUAGUACUCUUAUCUAACUAACUAAUGACAUCCCAACAAACAGAAGAAAAUGGGGUAAAAAUGGAGGAACGCUUUAGGGAUCAACAUAUAUAGAUUCUCUUCUUGUAUAGUAUUCAACAUAUAUAGACUCUCUUUUCUUGUAUAGUAUAAUUUCACUUAAACUAGGUUUCUCUAUGUAAACCCCACAUUUCUCAUCCUCUCGUGGAGUUGCAAUCAUACCGACACUAAUGCAUUGAAUCGCGUUAGAACCCUCUAGCCGCAUUUCUACAUUUGAUUCAACAACCGACUUCAUUUUCACUAUACAAAUGUGAUCCAUGACACACGGCAGCAGCUAGAUUGGAUUUUAGCUUGAGCUAGUUGGUUCGACAUAUCCCAAAUCCCAGAUUGAAGUUGAAUCUGCGCCAUUAUUGUGACUAUGGGUACAGAUUCAAGUCCAAUUCAUGUUCCGGCCUUACACGCCCUAACCCUGUUGUCUCCGGCUGCAAAGCCAAUUCUUCUAUUCCGCUACCGCUACCGCUGCCACUCCAGUACUCUGAAGCUUCCCCUGUUUCCAACGCAUACAGGUCACCUCCGCCAUAGACAUUAACACUUUCCAGCACCAUAUCAACCCAAUCGGUCACAUUCAGCUCACUACUCACUGGAGCUGUAAUUAGUGGCAGGCUGAACAACGGAUAGUAGUCGUUCCCGUCGCUGUCGCUGGUUUCCAAACUGGUGUGUGUCUCAAAAGGAAGCUUCUCUAGAUAAGCACACUCCAAUUGCUUCGUCCACAAGUCGAAGGAAUCCAAGUUCAAGUUGUAUAAGGAAGGAUUUAGCCGACUUUUAGAGGGAAAAUACUAGAAAAUACCCUCUUGUAACUAAUAUCAAUAGAAGGUUAGGCUAUAACUUUUAUACACACCUUUUACCAGUAUUCUGCCCAGGGGCACGAGUUAGAAAUCCAUAGAGAGACGGCCAAACUCUGAUGGAGCUCGGCGAGGAGUCUUCAACAUCGAUGCAUGUAUCAUUGGUGAUGUUUUCCUAUUCUCCUAUGCAUAGCUAGCUCAAAAUUGUUUAGGGAUAUAACUCAUCGAUGCUUGAGUUAAUUUAUUUUUGUAUCAUCUAUUGCUUGAGAUUUUCGAUGCUAUUGUCAGUGUCUUCUUCAGUUAAUCAAUGCCUAUGAUUAUAUUGUAUGCUACUAUAUGCAUUGUGCUUAGUACUGUCUAGGUUGUCAAGUAAUUACCCUCUAGUGAUACCCAUUGAUGAUAGGAGUUUAUGAGAGGAGUGAUUCACGAAUAAUCCACAUACCAAGGCAUCCAACAUUGGAAACAUCCGGGAGGAAGAGUUCGAGUAUGAUGACCCCCCUACACCUCUUAUUUGAAGUUCAACAAAAUACUUGGAACCAAGCAUUGGACAAAAUAUCGUGGAGGAGAACUCAAACAAGGAUGAUCAACCUCAAAUGAAGCACGAAUGAGAGUAGCCACUAGAGGAGCACUCAUCUCACAUAUCUAACUAAAGGAGCCUCAAGUGGAGCCACCUAUCAUAGAUGUUGAUGAUGAGACCAAAAUGGAAUCCAACCUAGGAGAGGAGCAAUAUACCAGCACCAUUCAAGAGAUCGUGAAGGAGUUCAUCGAAUAAGAAAUAUCCUCCAGCUCAAUGGACUAUACUUCAAGCCACACCCAUCAUGAGUUCAAGUCGAGUUGGAAGGAAGUAAUUGACGAAGACUACAUGAUCUUGGAGCAGAAGGAACUUCUACAUCAUCUUCUACAACAAUGUAAGAAAAACAAGGAGUACUAAUUCCACCUACUAUAAGUAAUAAAGUUCUAUGCAUAGAAGAACCAAACUCUGAAGUGGAUGGACCCCUUCAAAAUUCUCUUACAUCAUCUUCUCAAGGAUCUAUACAAACCUUGGAGAAUAAGAGCUUUGAGAAAGU